Molecule: messenger RNA, 916 nt
Organism: Lactuca saligna
Lineage: Eukaryota; Viridiplantae; Streptophyta; Magnoliopsida; Asterales; Asteraceae
Source: the annotation of a GenBank genome assembly
AUGAGAAUGGAGCUUUUAGUGCUUUUGUCUCUUCAAUGGAAGAUGAAUCCAGUAACCCCACUUGCAAUAUUCGAUUACACAAUGAGGAGGCUUGGUUUAAUCACUCAUCGGCUUCAUUCAGAGUUCAUGAACAGAUGCGAAAGAAUUGCUCUUGCCGUUGUCAAUGAUUCAAGGUCUCUGGUUUAUCUUCCAUCUGUAAUGGCUGUUGCUAUAAUGUUUCUUGUGUUUAAAGUGAUUGAUCCUGAUAACUCACUAGAUUAUCAAGAACGAGUCAAAGGUUUUCUUCAAAUUAAGGAGGGUGAGGGAAAGCAAAAACAUGUUGGCAGGACUGUGGAGUUUUUCAAAACAUCUAAUGAUAAAAAUCACUCUAGAGUGCAGUGGGUUUUCAGAGCCGAAGAUACGGUUAUGAAAAAAGCUAUUGAUAUUCUAGAUAAUAAGCGUUUAUUCGCCUCCACUUUAAUGAAUGACAACUUAUUAGAUUGUAUACUUUCCAAAGUCAAAAUGAUAGAAAAAGCUCCUGGGGUGCUCUUAUGUCUUAAUCAGUUAACCACGAACUUGAACCAUAUAGGAUGGAUGCGUUGCUACAAAAGUAAGCAUGAAGGUCAAAGUGGUCUUUUUAUGGGAUAUGUCAAACUAUCAGAGUUGAAUCCUGUCACUCAACCAAUUAAUCAAGUUACUAGAUGGCCAUUGUCAUUGUAAUAUGGCUGCAACUUUUAAUUGUAUAAGGUAGAGAAAAGUUUUUUUCAUGUCAAACUCUUGGAUUUCGGUAUAUGAAAUUUAUUCAUUUUUAUUUUGUUAUAACUAAUUAAUGGUCGUUUCUAUGUGUUACUAUAGAAUUUAACAUUAGAUUGCUAUCAAUUUGAUAAGAAAAUUCAUAACAACUUAUAUAAAUUAUGAAGCUAAAAGUUAUUUUUUA